GCAAAUGGCGUCUGAUCCGAAUGGACAUUUCGCGGAUUAUGUCACAUCAGUGUUUCAAUAUUUGUCCUGGAAACCUAUUGGAAGGACCCUUGCCUGGAAUUAUUUAACUACCAACUGGGACUACUUUCUGCAAGAACGUUUUACUGAGCGGGAUACCGAGAUGUAUUACAUUAUCUCUUAUAUAUCUGAAGGAUUCAGCACCUUUGAAGAGCUGGAAAAGUUACAGGUGUUCGUUGCAGACGUCACGAAGGACCUUAGCUUAAGGUACUUCAUAAGUUAUGCGUUCCAAAGAGCGAUUGAGAGGACAGUGAAUAAUAUAGAGCGGGCGUCAGUAUAUGUUCCAGUGAUGGAGAAGUGGCUAAAUGAUCAAGGAUAUUGAAACAUACUACAGACAUUGAUACUGGGUCAUCCGUCAAUUGGACUGCCACAUGAAAAUUUACAUUGAAAGACGUACAUUACAACAACAGCAGCAACAAUUACUUUUAUUUCCAGUCAGGUUACAACAUGGUAACAACAUGACAAUAAAGCAAGAAGUUUUAACACGAUUAUACUGAAAUAGGAACAAACAGGAAUUCUUUUGAAACUAUUUCUGGAAUUAUAUUUUCUCACUUCAUUACUGUAAAAGCACAUAAUUUCGUUGGAUAAAAAUUUCGCGAAUUUGAAAUUUUGUGUAUGUUCGCAAGGUUUAAAUUCGCAAAAAACGGUAUCCUACCGGUACUUGAAUUUAAUCAUACUAAUGGUGAAUAUAUUUACGCGAGGAUUAAUUUUCGCGAUAUGUAGGGCUUCGCGAAUAUAGCGAAAUUUAAACCCUCGCGAAAAAUUCUGCUUUGACAUUAUUUACACGUUUAGUAGGGAAAAAGAAAAUGUACUGGACGAAACAGCUCAACCUCUAUAUGCUGUUUUACGCGUAUUAACAAACAAAAAUUUACAAAAAAGCACUUUAUUGAAAUUUAGCAUUCCCUUAAAACAAUAAGGAAAGGAAUGUUCAAUCAAAAUCAAAAUACUAUCAUACACAUUUCCUAUUUUGAACAGUCACAUAUAAGGUCGAUCCAUAAAGAUCAUAUGCUGGAAAUUUUUUUCUUGUAAAAUGUUAGAAUCUACAUCACUGUAUUUUCAUCAAUGUUGUUCGUGAGCUUUCUUAAAACACAUUUUUUUUGUGAAUUUUCCUAACUAUUAUAAAGUAAGGUGUUGAAGUUAUUUUAUUUGAAAACAAAAUACUGUAAAUCUAUAAUUUUGAAAUUUUGACAUUUUGUUGACAAUAUAUUGAUUUAAAUGGGUACUUAAUUUGAAAGAUGAACGCUUAGUUGGUAAAAUUGCGGAUGGCAGGUUAGCUUUUUUUUGUUUAGUAUAUUUUAUUAUUACAUUGUUACAGGCUACACUUACUUUAGUUUAGUUUCUGUAAUGUACGUACAUUA
Mercenaria mercenaria is the source of this 1415-nucleotide messenger RNA. RefSeq names its product glutamyl aminopeptidase-like. The record is from RefSeq and is a predicted model, not a curated record. The transcript has 5 exons. The coding region runs from base 5 to 379 and encodes 124 amino acids. NCBI's taxonomy places the organism in Eukaryota, Metazoa, Mollusca, Bivalvia, Venerida, Veneridae.